Colletes gigas is the source of this 4031-nucleotide messenger RNA. Its product is annotated as putative inhibitor of apoptosis. Gene Ontology annotation, cellular component: cytoplasm; nucleus. The coding region runs from base 438 to 1646 and encodes 402 amino acids. Gene Ontology annotation, molecular function: cysteine-type endopeptidase inhibitor activity involved in apoptotic process; ubiquitin protein ligase activity. NCBI's taxonomy places the organism in Eukaryota, Metazoa, Arthropoda, Insecta, Hymenoptera, Colletidae. Gene Ontology annotation, biological process: positive regulation of protein ubiquitination; negative regulation of apoptotic process; regulation of cell cycle. The transcript is spliced from 3 exons. The record is from RefSeq and is a predicted model, not a curated record.
UUGCUCUUCAUAACACCAGACACUGGAAAUGUUCGAGAGUACCACUCGCGUUUCUCGUUUCUGAUAUCCUCGCGUCGCAUCAAUAUGGUUUUCAUCGCGAGAAUAUAAUUUCGACAAACAGUGCGCGGGUUCUGACUCAGUUACUCGAUCCAACGGCCACGUUUUAUUAAUGAAAGUCGGUACGGUUAAUUUGUUCUCGUACCGUUCGUAUCCGUAUAAACGAAAUAAUCGAAUAUAUCCGCCACGAGACCAGGUUGUUACUUAGUGUGCGCGUGAAAUUUUAUUGAUCAACGGAGGAAAUUAAUUUGCUAAAGGACGAAAACGAGAACAAAGUGCGUGUGUGUUCACGGGGGACCUUCACGGUUGUUCCGAUAUCGGUUUCAAAAUAAUCGAGGAGACCUUUCCAAGAUAUUACUUCUAUCUCUAAUUUAAACAAGAUGACUGGUAUUAUUAAGCACAGAGAGUUGGGAAGCGAUACGAAUUUUAAACCUUCUGCGAAUGCACAUUUAACACCACCACCUCCUAUAACGCCUCAUGUAUUAAGAGACGAAGUGGACAACGUCGAUUAUCACUUCGAAGUGGCCAGACUGCAGAGUUUCGAGCAUUGGCCUGUGCCGUAUAUAGAGCCUGAAAUUCUCGCAGCUGCUGGAUUUUACUAUACCGGUGAGGAGGAUAAAGUAAGAUGCUUCGAAUGCAAUGUAGAAAUAUGCCAAUGGAUAGAAGGCGAUAACCCUAUGACCGACCAUCAACGUUGGUCUGCAAGAUGUAGAUUUAUUCGCAAAAUAAAUUGUGGUAAUGUGCCGAUUGGAGUCGAUCCAAGCACGGUUCUACCACCCAGACCGAGAAGCGGGGACGUAUGUGGACCUUACGGAAUAGAAUAUCGACCAACAUCCGGUCCUGAUAAUCGUACUUUGUCAACGGAAUUGCAACUACCGAGCACAGCGAAAUUAAGCUGUUUAGGUUUGGGAAGGUCCAAGGGACCUGUGCAUUCUGAAUACGCCAGUUACGAUGCCAGGCUACAUACGUUUGAAACUUGGCCAAAGUUUAUGCCACGAACGAAAGAAGAGUUGGCGGACGCAGGCUUUUAUUAUACUGGAAAAGGUGACCAGACGUUGUGUUAUCAUUGCGGAGGUGGUUUGAAAGAUUGGGAACCGGAAGACGAUCCUUGGGAACAACACGCGAAAUGGUUCUCCAAAUGCUAUUAUCUGUUAAUGGUUAAAGGGCAAGAAUAUGUAAAUAAAGUCACGGGUCAGCAUAUAUCUCCACCGUCUAAAGAGGAAAUGAUGCAAAUGAAUUUACCUGGUUUCAUUAAGAAAGUUCAAUCCGUACCCACAGACGUAGAGAAAAAGGAAGAUGCGGAAAGUAAUCCAGGCCCAAGUUCUCAAGACAGUGGAGUAAAGAGCAUCGGUAUUGACACAGAAUCUGUAAAAGUAAACGCAGAGGAACUGUCAAAUAAUACAAAGACACAAAAUAAUAAGCCCGUAGAUGACGCGAGGAUGUGUAAAAUCUGUUAUAACGGGGAAUUAGGAGUAGUAUUUUUACCCUGUGGACAUAUAGUUGCUUGUGUUAAAUGUGCUCCUGGUAUGACGACUUGUGCAGUAUGCAGAGAGCCUGUUACUAUGACUGUACGAGCCUUCUUCUCAUAGUAUUUCAUACCUUGUGAUAGACAAUGAUUAAAUUCUACAUAUGAUUUUAAUUAAAAUGUUUUAUACUCGGUCAUCCACGACUGGUAGCGAUAAUCCAUCGCGAACUGCACUAAAUGACAUGACUCAUGUAGCAUACCAGUCUGCGGGUACAAGCUAUAAAGGAUCCUAUAAAUUUCUCAAGACUUUGUGCGAUGUUUAAAUCACAAGUAUAUGAAGGAUGUAAACAAAAUUUAUUCUGAUAUGCAACUGACACACAGAAAUAUAUUUCGUAAUUGCAACAAGGUCAAUGAAUUCCCUUCGUGUUCGAAAAUUUAUCCGCGCGCGAUCAGUAUUACAAUAAAUGAUAUAAAUAUAUUUAAGUAAUCUUACAAAUGCCCAACAUAUCAUGAGUGAAGAAGAGAAAUACUUGCUAAUCACUGGUCUUCAAAUAAGAUUUUCAGAUUAAUUUUGUCUGAAUAAUAAGAAGCUGUACCUGCAACUGAAUGUUGCUAUUUGCACAUUCAUAAAUUUUCGUUGUCCGUAUCAUUGGAUUAAUUAGGAAGGCAACAAAAGUAAAAUGUGCUUCACGCAAAAGUACAAAUAGCAACAAAAAAAACAUGAAGUCUAGUCAUUAGUAUUAUAUAAUGCCGAAAAAAUGAGCAAAGAUUUACAAUUGUUAGUUAUAGAAAUUUAAUGAGAAAAUAUUAAAUUUUAAUUUUAUUAAAAUCCUAAUGAAAUUAAAAUAUUAAAUUUUAAUUUUAUUAAAAUCCUAAUGAAAUUAAAAUAUUAAAUUUUAAUUUUAUUAAAAUGCUAAUGAAAUUAACGUCUACUUCUUCGUCGUUUGCCCCAGUUUAGUUUUGUCCAAUAUUGUCAACUUGUGUAUCACGUAAGAUACGCAGGAUUAAACAUCUAAGUUGCUACGUUCGAACAUAAUUAUUCGACUUAACUAAACUAGGGUGUUGUAAUGUUUAUAUAUACGGGGUGUUCGGCCAUGGGAAAAAUUUUAAUGGCGGAUUCUAGAGGCCAAAAUAAGACGAAAAUCAAGAAUACCAAUUUGUCGAUGGAGGCUUUGUUAAAAAGUUAUUAACGUUUAUAGUUGCGCUUGUGAGACGAAAACCGUGCGCGCUGCACACUUUAACUUUAAACGUUAAUAACUUUUUAACGAAGCCUCCAUCAACAAAUUGGUAUUCUUGAUUUUCGUCUUAUUUUGGUCUCUAGAAUCCCCUAUUAAAAUUUUUCCCAGGAUUGACCGAACACCCUGUAUGUAUAUUAUAUAUAUAUAUAUAUAUAUACGCAGUGGAAACUUUUAGCACUUUUAUGAUUUGCAAAAUUUGGUGAUAUUACGAAACAGGUUUGUAUAUUGUGUACACAACUAUAAUUAAAAGUAGGAAAAUGUUAUCCAUUUAAUAGGUACAGAAAAUAAAAGGAAACAAUAGGCCAUUCACGUUCAAUCGAUGCGCUGGAAUUUUUCUGGCGCCUGCUUUUGGCUAUGAUUAACAUUAUUGUAUAUUACUUCAAUGAAAAAUGGGAUACGUUAAUUGCUUUUCCUUUUUUUUUUUCUUAAUUUUAGUUAUACGAUACAAUGCAACUUAAGUCGAACGUAUUAGACAAGUAAUCUUGAAUGCAAAUUUCAUUUCAAUGAUUUUAGAAUCGAACGCUUAGUUCUAUUAUUCGAUCAUGUACAUUUAACACAAAAUUCUAAUCUAUCCGAUACGAAAUUAUUUUAUGUUCUUGGCAAAUCUUCGUACGCAUAAAAAAAAAAAUUUACUUUCAACGUGUAUUCUGACUGAAAAAUAUUUAACAUAUAUAAUAUACAAUCAUAAGAAGUACUUGCUGUAGGGUUGAAGGGUUUUAGAAGCUAAUAAAGUAGGAUGUAGCCCAUUACGAUUUUGCCUUUUUGCCAGUUACUAUAUUUAUGAAUGAUUCAUACAUUGCGUUAAUUUGUCUGUUGUUAAAUUGUCUGAAUCGUAGGAGCAAAAUGUGAAGUUCGUAAAAAUUGUAUAUGUUAUUCUUUAUGCAAUGAAUUUUCUCUUGUAAUCGUUACAGUUACUUUCGAACAGAUUGAGCUUUAAAAAAAAAAAACGUUUUUCGCAAAGAAAUUAUUUCGUUAUUUAAGAUCGCAAUUAAUAAUGACGAGUACAAACAACUUUAUCAAUGUUUUCAAAAUUUUUUAGGAAAUAUUACGUAUUCGAGUAGAUUCACGCUAAAAAUGAAGCGAAAUAUUAGGUAGGUAGUAUAUAUUUGUUUAUACCAUAAAAAUCAUUAAUCAUGUAGAAUUACUAAAUUUUAUGUAAUAUUAUAUUGUACUUGAAAUCAUUCGCACAUUUUCAUUAUUAGUUUUUAUUUAUCGCCAAUGUCUUGUAUAUUUUAAAUUACAUUGUCAAUACACAUAAAUUUUAUCUGACA